This is a messenger RNA of Fusarium poae, 2061 nucleotides long. RefSeq lists its product as uncharacterized. Gene Ontology annotation, biological process: rRNA processing. Gene Ontology annotation, molecular function: RNA binding. The record is from RefSeq and is a predicted model, not a curated record. NCBI's taxonomy places the organism in Eukaryota, Fungi, Ascomycota, Sordariomycetes, Hypocreales, Nectriaceae. The transcript has a single exon. Gene Ontology annotation, cellular component: nucleus. Bases 1 to 2061 code for a protein of 686 amino acids.
AUGGACAAGUCAAAGAAGUCGAAGAAGGGCGGCGAAUCCGCUAGCCAAAUCUCUGACAAGAGAUUCAAAGAUUUUGAGACCGACCCCCGGUUCCGAUUGCCAUCAAAGAGGCAGACCAAGACCACGAUCGACAAGCGAUUCUCGCGCAUGCUGAACGAUGACGAAUUUACUGCUACUGCCAAGGUCGAUCGAUAUGGCCGAAAGCUGAAGUCUGAUUCCAAGAAGAAGGCUCUGCAAAGAUUAUACCAAGAGGAGGAUGAAGAGGAUGAAGGAGACGACAAGAUCGAGGUCGACGACGACGAGAUUGUUCAAAAAGAACUACUAAAAGCGCACGAGAAUUAUGAUCCUGCUCGAGGUGGUGGUUUCUCUUCGUCUGAAGAUGAUUCUGAAUCCGAGGAGGAAUCCGAGGAUUCUGAUGAAGAAGAGGGCGGCGCGCAAGUCGACACCGAAGGAGAUAUGCAGCGUUUCCAGGACGAGCAAAACGAGGUUGAGGCUGGAGAAGUGACAAAUCGCAUUGCUAUUGUUAACCUUGAUUGGGAUCAUGUGAAGUCUACGGACCUCAUGGCUCUGUUCAACAGUUUCCUCCCCGAGACUGGUGGCAAGAUCGACAGGAUUUCAGUGUACCCCAGCGAGUUUGGAAAGGAGCGCAUGCAGCAGGAAGAGGUUGAGGGACCCCCUAAGGAGCUGUUCAAGAACACUAAAAACGAUUCGGAUUCGGAUUCAGAGGAUAGUGACGAAGACAGCGAGGAUGAUGAACGCAUCAAGAAGAGCCUGCUUGAGGAGGGUGACGAUCAAGAUUUCGACAGCGAUGCGCUACGAUCUUACCAGCUUGACCGUCUCCGAUACUACUACGCUGUUAUGGUCUGCUCAAGCCCCGAGGUUGCCCAGAAGCUUUACGAAGCGGUCGAUGGACGAGAGUACCAGUCAUCUUCCAACUUUCUCGAUCUUCGAUUCGUCCCCGACGAUGUCACCUUUGACGACGAACCCCGAGAUGAAUGCGAAAAGGUCCCCGAGUCAUACAAGCCCGUCGAGUUUGUUACCAAUGCCCUACAGAGCUCCAAGGUUAAGCUCACAUGGGAUAUGCAUCCUGAGGAGUCAUCGCGCAAGGAGUCCAUCAACCGUGCCUUCAGUGGUAGCCGCAACGAAAUCGAGGAGAACGAUCUCCGCGCAUACCUAGCAAGCGACAGCGAGGAUGAUGACGUUGAUGACGUGGAAGUGGUCGAGGAGGGUGUCGAAGAGAAGGAAGAUGAGCCCAAGCUUUCAAAGAAGGAAUUGGCCCGUAGGAAGAUGCGAGCUGCAUUGGGCUUGUCUGAGGAGCCUACCAAGUCCUCCAAGAACGCCCCUGUUGGAGAUAUGGAAAUUACAUUCGCACCUGCUCUUACAGAGUCGGCACCCAAGAAGACAGCCGAGGAGGAGACAACAAUCGAGAAGUACGUCCGAAAGGAGAAGGAGCGCAAGGAGAAGAAGCGCGAAGCUGCUCGAGCUAGACGCGAAGGACGGGAUCCUAAUGCUGAGGAAGAGGAAGAGGCAGAGGAAGCCGAGGCUCCUGCUGGUGAUGCUGAUGACCUUGGUUUCGAUGAUCCUUUCUUUACUGCCGCCGAACCCGAAGCUGUUUCCAAGGCAUCCAUCCGCAAGGCCGACCGCCUCAAGAAGCGAGAAGCUCGCGAGGCCGCUGAAGCCGAGGACAAGGCCCAGAAGAAGCAGCUGGAAAGUGUCAUGGCCAACAUUGGCGAGGAUCAGGCCGAUCAUCUGGACCAUUUCGACAUGAACGAGAUUGUCCGAGCAGAAAAGGCUCAGCGCAAGAAGGGCAAGGCCAAGAAGAAGGCUCUGGCCAAGGAGACCCGUGGCGGUCUUCAAGAAGACUUUCAGAUGGACACUGGUGAUGACCGUUUCAAGGCCGUGUUUGAGAGUCACGAGUAUGCCAUUGAUCCCUCGAAUCCCAAGUUCAAGGCUACAAAGGGUAUGACGAAGCUGCUUGAGGAGGGCAGAAAGAAGAGAAGAAAUGUGGAGGAGGAAGAUGAUGCGCCCAAAGUUAAGAAGGCCAAGAAGGGACGAAGGUGA